AUGAGAAGGAGAGAGAUAAGCGUGUGUCGGCAAACGUGGGCCUUAUUCUGCAAAAACUUGCUUAAGAAAUGGAGACUGAAAAGGGAGUCCUUGAUGGAAUGGUUAGGCUCAUUGCUGCUACUACUUGUUUUGUACCUAUAUCCUACUAGUCAUGAAAUUCAUGAUUUUUCUUCAAUGCCUACCAUCAACCUGGGACGGGUAGAUUCACUGAACUUGUCAUUUAAUGUUAUAUACACACCUUUCACCAGUACAACCCAACAGAUAAUGAAGAAAGUUGCCUCGGCCUCCAUUAUGAACGGUAGAGAAGUCUUCGGAGUGCCUAAUGAAAAAAUGAUUGAAGAAUUUAAGGCAAAUUAUUCUUUGGAAAUAGUAAGCGUCAUCUUUACUAACGACUUCUCCUAUGAUUUGAAUUUCUUUCGGGGCCUAUAUGGUGUAGCACACAAAGAACACAAGGACCGUACAGCUCAUUGUUAUGAAACGUACUUUGGAAAUGUUGACUGUGGAGUGACAGCGUUAUGGAAGAGCGGUUUUGUGGCUCUUCAAGCUGCCAUCAAUGCUGCUAUUAUCGAAGUCACAACGAACCACUCGGUGAUGAAGGAACUGAUGUCAGCCACUGGGCAGAACAUGAAGAUCCACCGGUUCGUGAGGCAAGGCGGCUUCGUCACCGACUUCUGCCUCUUCUUCCUCAUCCUGUCCUUCUCCCCCUUCGCCUACUACGCCUGUGUCAACGUGACGAGAGAGAGGGGGGAGACCAAGGCCUCGAUGGCGACCAUGGGGCUCCGGGCCUCGGCCUUUAGGCUCUCCUGGGGUUUGCUGUAUGGUGGUUUCAUCUUCAUUACUACCCUUUUCUUGGCACUUAUUUUAAAAUAUGUCCAAUAUGUCAUUUUGACUGGCUUCCUGGUGGUCUUCACCCUCUUUCUCCUCUAUGGAUUAUCUUUGGUGACUUUGGCUUUCUUAAUGAGCGUCUUGUUAAGGAAACCUUUCCUCACCGGCCUGGUCGUGUUCCUUCUCACUGUCUUUUGGGGGAGCCUAGGAUUCACAGCACUGUACAGGCAUAUUCCUACAUCUUUGGAGUGGAUGUUGGGUUUUCUCAGCCCCUAUGCCUUCAUGCUUGGAAUGACCCAGCUUCUGCGCGUGGACUAUGACAUGAAUUCCAACGCGCCUCCUGACCCGUCCAGCUACUCCGGUCAGAUCGUGGGCACACACUUUAUGCUGGCUUUAGACAUUUUCCUCUACCUGGCCUUGACGGUUUAUUUUGAAAAAGUUUUGCCGAAUGACUAUGGACGUCAACACCCACCCUUGUUUUUUCUGAAGUCCUCAUUUUGGUCACGACAACGUGAUGCUGAUCACGUGGCCCUUGAAGAUGCAACAGAUUUUGGCCUUUCGUCUGAUGACUCUUUUGAACCAGUGUCUCCAGAAUUCCACGGGAAAGAAGCCAUCAGAAUCAGAAAUGUUACAAAAGAAUAUAAAGGAAAGCCUGAUAAAAUAGAAGCUUUGAAAGAUUUGGCAUUCGACAUAUAUGAAGGCCAGAUCACUGCAGUGCUUGGUCACAGUGGAGCUGGAAAAUCAACACUGUUAAACAUUCUUAGUGGGUUAUCUGUUCCCACCAAAGGUUCAGUCACUGUGUAUAAUAAUAAACUUUCAGAAAUAGCUGACCUAGAAAAUAUCAGCAAGCUCAUUGGAGUCUGUCCACAAUUCAAUGUGCAAUUUGACUACCUCACUGUGAGAGAAAACCUCAGAUUCUUUGCUAAAAUAAAAGGGAUUCAGCCACAGGAAGUGGAACAAGAGAUACAAAGAGUUUUGCUGGAAUUGCAAAUGAAAAAUAUCCAAGACGUCCUUGCCCAAAACUUAAGUGGCGGACAGAAAAGAAAACUCACCUUUGGGAUUGCCAUUUUAGGAGAUCCUCAGGUGCUCUUAUUGGAUGAGCCAACUGCCGGGUUGGAUCCCUUUUCAAGGCAUCAAGUGUGGAACUUGCUGAAGGAGCGGAAGAUGGACCGUGUGAUCCUAUUCAGUACCCAGUUCAUGGAUGAGGCGGACCUCCUGGCCGAUAGGAAAGUGUUCCUCUCCAAAGGGAAGCUGACCUGUGCAGGCUCCUCCCUGUUUCUAAAGAAGAAAUGGGGGAUUGGAUAUCACUUAAGUUUGCAGUUGAAUGAAACGUGUGCUCAAGAAAAAAUCACAUCCAUCGUUACGCAGCACAUCCCUGAUGCCAAAUUAUCAGCAGCAAGUGAAGGAAGGCUUGUCUAUACAUUGCCUUUGGAGAGAACAAAUAAAUUUCCAGAGCUUUAUGAGAAUCUCGAUCUCUGUCCUGAUCUGGGAAUUGAGAAUUACGGUGUUUCCAUGACCACCUUGAAUGAGGUGUUCCUGAAACUAGAAGGAAAAUCAACUAUCGACGAACCAGAUAUUGCCACAUCUGGAGAAGCACAAGCAGAAGGAGCUGCAGACACAGACGGGCUUGUUGAGAUGGAAAAACUUCUCUCUUCACUUAGUGAGACGAGAGAAACAGUAGGUGGCAUGGCUCUGUGGGGACAGCAAAUCCUUGCAAUUGCAAGGGUCCGCCUGUUAAAGCUAAAGCAUGAAAGGAAAGCUCUUUUAUCACUGCUAUUGAUUCUAGGAAUUGGAUUUUUUCCUAUUCUGAUACAGUACAUCACCUGGAAAAUAUACGAAAUAAAUUACACUUUGGAACUUGCUCCUCACUUAUACUUCCUGGCUCCUGGGCAACCACCACGGGAUCCUCUCACUCAGUUACUAGUCAUCAAUCAUACAGGGGCAAGCAUUGACGACUUUAUACAUUCCGUGGAGCAUCAGAACAUAGCUUUGGAAGUGGAUGCAUCUGGAAGUAGAAAUGGCCUAGAUGACCCAUCUUACAACGGAGCCAUCAUAGUGUCUGGUCAGGGAAAGAAUUACAGAUUUUCAUUAACGUGCAAUACCAAAAGACUGAACUGCUUCCCCGUUCUUGUGGAUAUUGUCAGUAACGGGCUACUCAGGAUGGUUAAACCCUCCGCACGCAUCCAAACUCACAGAACUAUCCUUUUCCCGGAACUGUACAGCUCGUUUGAGUUCGUGAUGCCGUCCAUGUUCUGGUUGCUUCUGUCAUCCAGCUGUGUUCCUUACAUCGCCAUGAGCAGCAUCGACGACUACAAGAACAGAGUUGGGUCCCAGCUACGGGUCUCGGGGCUCUUCCCUUCGGCCUACUGGUUCGGGCAGGCGUUGGUGGACGUCCCACUGUACUGGCUGAUGUUCCUUUUUGUGUAUUUACUGGACCUCCUUUUAAGCCCUGAAGACUCUAUAUUUUACCACUUAAAUCAGGUUUUGCAAAUCCCAUGUGCUAUGGGUUAUGCCAUAUCCCUUAUCUUCUUCACGUAUAUCAUUUCGUUCAUUUUUCGCAAGGGGAGGAAAAAUAGUGGCAUUUGGUCUUUGGGCUACUUUAUUAUCACCAUCUUCUGUGUGUUCUUAUUUGUGGUGGACCUUCCUGGACAUAUUGCAUUUUAUUUCGUCAUCUUUUUUAUACCACAAGGCACGUUGGUUGGCUCCCUGCUCUUAUCUUUUUACCUUUUACUGUUUUCUAGCCUUGAACAAGCAGCCUCAGAGCCCUUCCUGAUACUCCUAAUUCCCUUCCUUCAGUUUGUCGUCCUGCUUUUUGUUCUUCGGUGCCUGGAAUGGAAGUUUGGAAAGAAAUUGAUGAGAAAGGACCCCUUCUUUUGGUUCGGAGAAAUCAAAUUGGAUUAUUUCAUUUCGGGGAUCAGACCCAACCAUAAGCACCUUCUUCCCUCUGGGUCUCCCAGGCCACAUCCCCUGCAUGGUUACCUCCGCCAGAGGAAACCAGUCAUCAUUGCCAGCUGUCUGCGCAAGGAGUAUGUCAAGAAGAAGAAACACUGCUUUUCCAAGAAGACGACAAAGAUCGCCACAAGAAACGUCUCCUUCUGCGUUAGGAAAGGUGAAGUUUUAGGAUUACUAGGACACAAUGGAGCUGGUAAAAGUACAUCCAUUAGAAUGAUAACUGGAGACACUAAACCAACUGCUGGAGAGGUGCUCCUGAAAGGCAGCAGCGAAGGGGAGCCCCUGGGGUUCCUGGGGUACUGCCCUCAGGAGAACGCGCUGUGGCCCAGCCUGACGCUCAGGGAGCACCUGGAGGUGUUCGCCGCGGUGAAGGGGCUGAGGAAAGCGGACGCCAAGGUCGCCAUCACACGGCUGGUGGAGGCGCUCAAGCUGCAGGACCAGCAGAAGCGGCCCGUGAAGGCCUUGUCCCAGGGAAUCAAGAGAAAGCUGUGCUUCGCGCUGAGCAUCCUGGGAGACCCGUCGGUGGUGCUGCUGGACGAGCCGUCCACGGGCAUGGACCCCGAGGGGCAGCAGCAGAUGUGGCAGGCGAUCCGGGCCACCUUCAAAAACACGGGGAGGGGCGCCCUCCUGACCACCCACUACAUGGCGGAGGCCGAGGCCGUGUGUGACCGCGUGGCCAUCAUGGUGUCGGGCAGGCUGAGGUGCAUCGGUUCCAUCCAGCACCUGAAGAGCAGAUUUGGCAAAGACUACCUGCUGGAGAUGAAGGUGAAGACGCUGGCCCAGGUGGAGGCCCUGCACGGCGAGAUCCUGCGGCUGUUCCCGCUGGCCGCCCGGCAGGAGAGGUACUCGUCUCUGAUGGUCUACAAGCUGCCGGUGGAAGAUGUCCGACCUUUAGCCCAGGCCUUCUUCAAAUUAGAGAAGGUUAAACAGAGCUUCGACCUGGAGGACUACAGCCUCUCACAGUCCACGCUGGAGCAGGUUUUCCUGGAGCUCUCCAAGGAGCAGGAGCUGGAGGAUUUUGAUGAUGAACUUCAACCCUCCAUGAGGUGGAAACUCCUCCCACCGGACGAUUCUUAAGAUCCCAAAGAUCCUGUGUUUCCAUUCAA
Messenger RNA from Miniopterus natalensis, 4883 nucleotides. NCBI's taxonomy places the organism in Eukaryota, Metazoa, Chordata, Mammalia, Chiroptera, Miniopteridae. The record is from RefSeq and is a predicted model, not a curated record.